AAAUCACCUCAUGUAUUCAUUGAUUUAACUUCUUUAUUUCAAAAGAAAAAGUCUUAUUUUUUCGUACCGAAAAACAUAGUUCGUAUUAACCACAAAAUCAUUGUUUGUGUUCGGUGAACGCGUUGCGUGUUUGAAUCAGGCAGCGCUCUAGGCAGCUGCGCGCGGGGUCCUGUAGUGAAUGUCCUGUACGGGCUGCACUUGGUUUUUCUCUACACUUGCUGGAGGUCUUAAAAACUAUUAAUUUUCUUUCCGGUCGCUCUUUAAACUUCAUUUUCUGCGCAGAGACGCGUUUAUUUCUCCAUGGCUCCCACGAUACAGACGCAAUCGCAGCGCGACAACGCGCACCGGAGUUCAUCACACAGGAGUGUCCCAGAGAGGUCUGGUGUUGUGUGCCGAGUGAAAUAUGGAAAUAGUCUUCCUGAUAUCCCCUUUGACCCGAAGUUCAUCACCUACCCGUUUGACCAGCACAGGUUUGUGCAGUACAAAGCCACUUCACUAGAGAAACAACACAAACACGAGCUGCUGACUGAACCGGACCUAGGCGUCACUAUCGAUCUUAUUAAUCCUGAUACAUACCGCAUAGACCCCAGCAUCUUGUUGGACAUUGCUGAUGAGAAACUGUUGGAAGAAGACAUUCAGGCUCCCUCCAGCUCAAAGAGGUCGCAGCAGCAUGCGAAGGUGGUACCAUGGAUGAGAAAGACGGAGUACAUUUCCACAGAGUUCAACAGAUACGGCAUCUCCAAUGAUAAGGUGGAAGUCAAGAUCGGUGUGUCAGUGAAACAGCAGUUCACAGAGGAGGAGAUCUAUAAAGACAGAGACAGUCAGAUCGCAGCCAUUGAGAAGACGUUUGAGGACGCACAGAAGUCGAUUACUCAACAUUACAGCAAACCAAGAGUCACACCUGUGGAGGUGCUGCCCGCCUUCCCAGACUUUAAGAUGUGGAUUAAUCCAUGUGCUCAAGUCAUCUUUGAUUCAGACCCAGCACCUAAAGAUGUGUCUGCACCUGCAGGAGUGGAUAUGAUGUCACAGGCCAUGAUCAGGGGUAUGAUGGAUGAAGAAGGGAACCAGUUUGUGGCGUACUUUCUGCCCAACGAAGAGACGAUGCGCAAACGCAAGAGAGACGUAGAUGAAGAUGUGGAAUUCAUGCCUGAUGAAGUGUACGAUUACAAGAUCGCUCGUGAGUACAACUGGAACGUGAAGAACAAAGCCAGUAAAGGUUACGAGGAGAAUUACUUCUUUAUCUUCAGAGACGGAGAUGGAGUUUAUUAUAAUGAGCUGGAGACCAGGGUGCGUCUGAGCAAGCGUCGUGCGAAGGCCGGAGCUCAGUCAUCCACAAACGCUGUGCUGGUGUGUAAACACAGAGACAUGAACGACAAAGAGCUGGAAGCUCAGGAGGCCCGCAAGGCUCAGCUGGAGAAUCACGAGCCAGAGGAUGAAGAAGAGGAGCUCAACAUAGACAGAGACAUGCCGGACUCUGGUGAGGAGAGAGAGAAAGCGAGCGAAUCCGAGAACUCUGAGAGCGAGUCCGAGCGUGAGGAGGAGGAACGGCCGGCAGAAGAGGAUCUUCCUGAGAAGAAGGCCAGCAGCAGCGAGAGCGGUGAGGACCGGCAGGCGCGUGAUGAAGAGGAGAUCUUCGGCAGUGAUAUUGACAGUGAGGAUGAUGAUGAUAAUGAUGGUGACAGGCGAGCGAGAAGCAACACCAGCAGCGAGAAGCAGAGCGGCAGUGAGGGAGCGUCAGAAUCCAGCGACGCCAGCGACAGCGAAUGAAAGCCUGACACAUCACACACGGCCCCUCCCUGCCUCUCUCUCUCUUUAUUAUAAGCUGAACGAACAUCUCUCGGUUCUUCUCAGAUACUUUGUUUCUCCGUCUAGAUGAAAUCUAUUUUUGUUCUGAUUGGGUUCUUUUUUAGUCUUCAACACAUCACUCUGUGUUGUUUUAGUGUUGUGCAGGCAUAUUACAUUAGAACACGUCCAGGUCACUGUUCACCCUAAACAUUUAAAGGAUCAUAAUUACAUUUUGCUUGAGGAUAAAGAAUGCUCCCCAUUACUGUAAUGCAAUAUAAUGAAAGCAAUCUGCAUAUGGUGUAUGUCAAUACAUAAAGCUUAAACUGCUACAAAACUACCAUGAUGUACUAUUUAAAUCAUAAAAAUAAAUAAAUACAACUGUUCACAAAAAAAAGGUUUCGUUAAGGUUUAGGGUGAAAUCUGGAUGGAUUUCGUCUGAAUACGAAAAAUGAAACUGUAUAAGAAUUGAAGUGAGAGAGGGUGUUUGAAUGAAGUUAUACUUCAGAUUUUGAUGUGCCGGUUGUUUUCAUACAUAAGUGUAACUGUAUACGCAUUGUAAAUAAACAAGGAUUUUGUUAAAACCGA
This is a messenger RNA of Triplophysa dalaica, 2370 nucleotides long. It is a transcript of the gene paf1, whose product is annotated as PAF1 homolog, Paf1/RNA polymerase II complex component. Gene Ontology annotation, molecular function: RNA polymerase II complex binding; chromatin binding. Bases 301 to 1767 code for a protein of 488 amino acids. Gene Ontology annotation, biological process: transcription elongation by RNA polymerase II. NCBI's taxonomy places the organism in Eukaryota, Metazoa, Chordata, Actinopteri, Cypriniformes, Nemacheilidae. The transcript is spliced from 14 exons. Gene Ontology annotation, cellular component: Cdc73/Paf1 complex. The record is from RefSeq and is a predicted model, not a curated record.